Lactuca virosa is the source of this 645-nucleotide messenger RNA. The record is from the annotation of a GenBank genome assembly. NCBI's taxonomy places the organism in Eukaryota, Viridiplantae, Streptophyta, Magnoliopsida, Asterales, Asteraceae.
AUGGUUCCUGGCCUUGGAUUAGUUACGCCGUCGGUUAGGCCACCACUGACCACCAUUGCAUUCGCCGCCUCAAAGCAUUACUCCUUUUUCAUCUCCUACCACCACUGCCUUUUUAUAAGCCACCUUGCACUACCACCCUUAGGUCACCUCCAUCGAACCCUUAUCUCUUUUUUCUAUCCUUAUUAUCAUACGAACACAAGGAGUAUAUGUGCAUUUUUUGCUUCUUCUAUCGUCGUGAGUCGGAUCAUCAUUCGCCUGCUCCGCCAAAUCCUUCCACUGGUUCAUCAGGAUGGAGAAGCUUAUGCUCACCUGCUUAAUGUUCUUGCACCAGAACAUUGCAGCCCAGGCACAUUGGAUACCAAUGAUCCGACUGAAAGGGAAAAUUUGGUACUCGAGCAUGCAGGAAAAAUGGAUUGCAAAAGAUACUUGGCUCCUAAAGAUAUCGUUGAAGGCUCUGCAAAUCUAAACCUUGCAUUUGUGGCACAUACUGUUCAAGAUUCACUUGGUAGAUUUGCUCUUGAUAUUGACCUUGAUGCUCCAAAAAUUAGAAUUCCUAUAAGAUUAAAUGCCUCAUCAAAGUAUAACAGUCAUUUUCGUUUGGAUUUUGGUCAUUUUACAUUGAGGAAAGAGGUAUAUUUUAAUUAA